AUGGCCGACGGAAUCGAUCGAAAUGCGGACGAAAAGAUGGAGUUCUCCACCUCGAAGGAGGUCACAGUGGCGCCGACCUUUGAAGCCAUGCACCUGAAGGAGAACCUGUUGCGCGGCAUCUACGCGUAUGGCUACGAGUCGCCUUCCGCAGUCCAGUCGCGUGCGAUUGUCCAGGUCUGCAAAGGCCGCGAUACCAUCGCGCAGGCCCAGUCGGGAACGGGAAAGACGGCGACUUUUUCCAUCUCCAUCCUCCAGUCAGUCAUCAUGGGUCUUGGCGACUACAUGAACGUGCAGUGCCACGCGUGCAUUGGAGGAACGAACGUGGGCGAGGAUAUCCGCAAGCUCGACUACGGCCAGCACGUGGUCUCGGGAACCCCAGGACGUGUCGCCGACAUGAUCCGUCGCCGCAACCUCCGCACGCGCAACAUCAAGAUGCUGGUCCUGGACGAGGCUGAUGAACUGCUCAACCGUGGUUUCCGCGAGCAGAUCUACGACGUGUACCGCUACCUCCCGCCUGCGACGCAAGUCGUGGUCGUCUCGGCUACGCUCCCAUACGAUGUCCUCGAGAUGACGACCAAGUUCAUGACGGAUCCGGUGCGCAUUCUAGUCAAGCGUGACGAGUUGACGCUCGAGGGUCUCAAACAGUACUUCAUCGCUAUCGAGAAGGAGGAGUGGAAGUUCGACACACUGUGUGAUCUCUACGACACACUCACCAUCACACAAGCGGUCAUCUUCUGCAACACCCGCCGCAAGGUCGACUGGCUGACAGACAAGAUGCGCGAGGCCAACUUCACAGUGUCUUCCAUGCACGGUGAUAUGCCCCAGAGGGAGCGCGACAGCAUUAUGCAGGAUUUCCGCCAGGCCAACUCGCGCGUGCUGAUUUCGACCGAUGUCUGGGCACGUGGUAUCGAUGUGCAACAAGUCUCGCUCGUCAUCAACUACGAUCUCCCAUCUAACCGUGAGAACUACAUCCACAGGAUCGGUCGAAGUGGCCGUUUCGGACGCAAGGGCGUAGCCAUCAACUUUGUCACACAGGAGGAUGUUCGCAUUCUUCGCGAUAUCGAGUUGUACUACUCAACUCAGAUCGAUGAGAUGCCAAUGAAUGUUGCUGACCUGCUCGCCUAA
Molecule: messenger RNA, 1125 nt
Organism: Parastagonospora nodorum SN15
Lineage: Eukaryota; Fungi; Ascomycota; Dothideomycetes; Pleosporales; Phaeosphaeriaceae
Exons: 3
Coding region: 1-1125 (374 amino acids)
Cellular component (GO): catalytic step 2 spliceosome; nucleolus
Molecular function (GO): mRNA binding; RNA helicase activity; ATP binding
Source: RefSeq, a predicted model, not a curated record